Molecule: messenger RNA, 522 nt
Organism: Chara braunii
Lineage: Eukaryota; Viridiplantae; Streptophyta; Charophyceae; Charales; Characeae
Source: the annotation of a GenBank genome assembly
AUGUGUUUCGACGAUGGAGUAUACCCAACCGAGAUAGACCCAGGGAAGAUGGCGGUCGAAGGUAGGGAGGUUAGGUUCAAACUCAACACCUCGCUUGACGAUAUCAAGGUCAAAUGGCUCAAGGAGCGAACAGUGACAGUCAUCCACAAGGAUGCUGCUAGAUUCCUGCCGAAGAAUAUCAAGGACGAUCUCGAACGGACCUUUGAGGACGGAUGGAUAAUUGGAAACGAAGACCUACAGCAGAACCAAAGAAGAGGGAGGAUUAAAAUAGAAGGUCUGGGAGUAGCUUCCUACGUAGCAAAAGCAAAAGAGGCGGUGAAGUACAUGAUCUCGGAACAACUGGUAGACGUGACGUUAGGGAACACAUCCUACACAAUCCUGUUCAAACCAUGGAUGACCCGCGCACAGUUUAGAGAAUUAAGGAAGCAGGAGGAGGAUGGGUAUUCUGGGUGACGGCACUUCAAAUCCCGCUGGAUGACGUGUCGUUUAUUUAUGUGCAGAUACGAAAGGCAAUAGGGAAGA